Mustela erminea (ermine) is the source of this 1606-nucleotide messenger RNA. RefSeq names its product small ubiquitin like modifier 3 (gene SUMO3). The record is from RefSeq and is a predicted model, not a curated record. Gene Ontology annotation, cellular component: nucleus. The transcript has 4 exons. Gene Ontology annotation, biological process: protein sumoylation. Bases 107 to 406 code for a protein of 99 amino acids. NCBI's taxonomy places the organism in Eukaryota, Metazoa, Chordata, Mammalia, Carnivora, Mustelidae. Gene Ontology annotation, molecular function: ubiquitin-like protein ligase binding; protein tag activity.
GGCCCCGCGAGCAGUUGCGGCGGGAGAGCGGCGGGCGGAGAGCGUGACUCGCCCGCUCCGGCGCUGCCUGCUUCCCCGCCGCCGCCUCCCGCCGCCGCGCGCAGCCAUGUCCGAGGAGAAGCCCAAGGAGGGCGUGAAGACCGAGAACGACCACAUCAACCUCAAGGUGGCCGGGCAGGACGGCUCCGUGGUGCAGUUCAAAAUCAAGAGACACACCCCGCUGAGCAAGCUGAUGAAGGCGUACUGCGAGCGGCAGGGCUUGUCAAUGAGGCAGAUCAGGUUCAGGUUUGACGGGCAGCCGAUCAACGAGACAGACACCCCCGCGCAGCUGGAGAUGGAGGACGAAGACACCAUCGAUGUGUUCCAGCAGCAGACGGGAGGCUCGCCCGAGAGCGGCUGUGUCUAAGGGCGCCCCGUCUACAGGGACUGUCCCCACUGUGUCAUCGUCCUUGCGUCUGCUGUUGAAUAGUGAACCAGAGACCGUGCCCAUCACAAAGGAGUCUGGGGAAACCCAAGGACGGUCACCAAAACUACUUCCCUCUCUUUUGACGUUUGGCGAGGGCAACUCAGAACUGUCUGCAGGGGGAGCCCACGGCUGGAAUUGGGCCGGUCGCACUUGUCUUUGUUGGGGUGAAAUGUGUUCUGAGGGGUUUGGGGUUUGUUUUUGCUUUCAUUUUUGUCCUUUCCCCCCUUCAAUGUUGCCCCCCGACUUGUGGUCUGAAUGUCCACUUGUAGUCUAGGUGAGGACCUGCCCACAGGGGUCGGCCCCCCCACCCCACUGCUUGUUGGAGAGCUCACAGCACCGCGGCGGGGGCGCUUCUGUUGGGCAAGUUUGGGGGCAGCUUGGGGAAGGGAGAUAAACUUUCCCCCUUUCGUGUAGGCACAGGUUUUUUAAAUGCUGAGAAGUACUGCGUUUCAGGAUACGGUGAGGUUGAAGGGAAGAUACUGAAAUGCUUUUUAAAAGGUGAAAAGGAAAAUAAGCAGGUCCUUUGGCAACAUGGCCCUGGGCGUGGGCACCCACUGCCUGGCGCCUGGGGCCGCAGAGAUAGGCCUUUCCCCUUCCUAGAGAAGAAAGCCACCCCCACGGGUCUCCCUUGGUCAUAGGGCCCUGGCCUCACUUUUCUCUCCUCGGAGUAAUUAUGGUCUCUCUGAAAAAAGCAGUUUUCAGUAUUGCUGGGUAUGCGCUUGUUUUCAUGUGAAAGACCUGCUCCCGAGUGUGUUAUCCACGAAGCCCGCGGAAAGGUGACUCCAUGUCACCCUGACAGAUGUGGGCUGUGCUGCUUUCCAAAUAGGUGUGGGACUUAAGCUUUAGUACGUGAUCUUGGUUCUGUGAGGUUUUGGGAGCUACACCAAUUAAACGGAUAGUUUUCCUCCUGUCUUUGUGUAUGGACCCACUGCUGCCUUGUUCCAGUCACCACGUGUGACCAUGACUGUCAUCUCUUGCUUGCCUGGAAUCUCGCUGAAGGUGUUUGCAUUUCCUUUGUGUCCUGCUCUUUGGGCGUUGGGGGGGGGUGGUCUGCUGGCUCUGUUCUGUUCGUUCACCGAUUUGUACAUUAUUUGUUGUCCUUUGCUACUGUAAACAGUAAAUAUAGUUUGGUAUUCCGUC